Messenger RNA from Paramecium octaurelia, 600 nucleotides. The record is from the annotation of a GenBank genome assembly. NCBI's taxonomy places the organism in Eukaryota, Ciliophora, Oligohymenophorea, Peniculida, Parameciidae.
AUGUUUCCACCAAAUUAUUACAGGAAAUUCAAAGCAUCAGUAGUCAACUUUACAGCCUUCUUAGGUGCACCCAAACAUAACAAUGACAAUACUCCCUUUUCAAUCUAAUCAGAUAACCAUAUCAAUGUUCCCACCUUCUUCUCAAUAUCAAAGGAUAUUCCUUCCUUCCUACACUUGAUAAAUAAAUCAUUAAAUUUCUAUUCUGCUAUUCCUGGAUNCACAAACGGUUGUUACUAUGUGGGUUCAUAUAAUGCAAAAACAAAAAAGCGAGAAGGUAGAGGAAUAUUUUUUUCUAAGGAGGGGAAUAAAUUGAUUUAGGGAACAUUCUUGAAUGAUCUUCCUGAAGGGGAUGAAAUCGAAAUGUGGAGAGAAGAUGCUUUAGAUGAUACUACACAUGUGGAUUUAUCGAAUUGGGAAUACUUUAAGGGAGAGGUUGCUAAAGGGAUGAAAUAAGGGAAGGGAGAAUUAAGAUUUAAAAAUUAAAAUUAUUUUAGAGGAACAUUCAUUGAUGACGCAGUUUGUGGAUCUGGAGUUUAUUAUUAUUAAAGUCAUAGUGUUGAAGGCAUUUGGAUGAAUGAUAAAUUCAUAGCUGAACAUUGA